CAAAACAGGAACCUACUCUUUAUUAAUGGAAAAAUUGAACUGUCAAACAUCAUGGAAGAAUGAGAUCAUUAUUAGGGUUGAAUGUGAAGAAUAAGGAAAGUUUCAGAGUCUCAAAGUAACUGCAAAAUAAUGGAGGAGGAGAAAAAGGUGUUUGGAUGAAUGAAAAAACAUAACAAAGGCGAGGGGGGUGAGAUUCUUUCGUCUCAAUCUCUUGCAGCUCAAUCCAAAAGGAAGUGGAGACCAUGAAGUUUGAGUGGAUUUCACGUAGCCUUUUAAGCAAGAAAUUUAGUGGUGCACCAUACUGUAGAAGUAGUAUUGCAAUUCCAUCCCACCCUUCAUUGACUUAUAUGCAAAUCAGCUUACAUAUACUUGAAGCAUAUUUUUCCUCCUUGGGUCCAUGUCUUGUAACAUACACAAUCUAAGUCUUCUAUUCUAUGGUGGGUUUGGAUUAUAAAUAGUCUGCAUAAUUCCCUUCGUAAUCAAGAAGCUCUCAAAAGUUGUGUAGGUGACAGGAAUAUGAAUAAGGGUGUAAGCAACAUGAGGUCCCUUAGAAGCCAUAAUGCAAUAUGGAGAAGCAUACUCUUGUUUCUAGUUAUGUUCUUCUCAGUGUGUGUGAUGUGUAUGGAGUAUCAUGAUCCUGCAAACUCUAGGUGUUUGAGUCCUGAAAUUGUCUGUUCAGAGCCUUUGAAUCAAUGUCCAGCUACAAUUCAUUCAAAGAGCAUGAUAGAAGAACCUUUGUCAUUCAUAGACACAGAUGAAGAGGAUAGUGUUUGUGCUGUUGAUGAGGAAGAUAAUGGAGAUGAAGAGGAGGAGGAAGAAGAGGAGGGUGACAGCACUAAUCAUUUACAAAUCUUUUCUGAUUCAUCAGAUCCAUUGGCUGGUAAAGUUGUGAAUGUUGAUAGUUUUGGAGCCAAAGGAGAUGGAGAAACAGAUGACACAGAGGCAUUUUUGAAUGCAUGGAAAGAGGCCUGCUCCUCUGCUCCUUCAACGUUCAGAGUACCAAAAGGAAAGACUUACAUUGUGAAACAAGUUACCUUUGCUGGUCCAUGCCAAUCUGCCUUAAGAGUGCAGGUGUCUGGUUCAAUAGUAGCACCAGAGGAUCCCAGUGCUUGGAAUGGAUCAAACCCAAGGUUGUGGUUGCAUUUCAAAAGUAUUAACGAUCUAACAGUUAAUGGUGGAGGUACAAUAGAUGGCAGAGGACAAAAAUGGUGGGCCAAAUCCUGCAAAGUCAACAAAGAAAACCCAUGCUCCUCAGCUCCAACGGCAGUAACCUUUGAGUCUAUCAACAAUCUGCGUGUGAAAAACUUGGAAGUAAAAAAUUCUCAACAGAUUCAGGUGGCUUUUCAAAAAUGUUUUUCUGUACAAGCAAGAAAAUUGAGGGUGACUGCUCCUGAACAUAGUCCCAAUACAGAUGGCAUUCAUAUCACUGCUUCCAAGGAUGUGGUGAUAAAAGACAGCAUCAUAGGAACUGGAGAUGAUUGCAUAUCCAUAGUCAGUGGCUCUGUUAACAUUAAAGCUCAGAAUAUAACCUGUGGACCUGGUCAUGGAAUAAGCAUUGGAAGCCUGGGCAAAGGAAACUCAGAGGCAGAGGUGUCCAAUAUAAUGGUGGAUAAUGCCUACAUUCAUGAUACUACUAAUGGAGUGAGGAUCAAGACAUGGCAGGGUGGCUCUGGCUUUGCUAGGACUAUAACAUUCAGAAAUAUAUACAUGAAAAAUGUCUCUAAUCCUAUCAUCAUUGAUCAGAACUACUGUGACUCAGACAAACCAUGUCCAAAAGAGGAUUCAGCUGUGAAGAUAAGCAAUGUUACCUACCAGAGCAUCAAGGGAACAACCCCAAGCAAAGAAGCCAUAAAAUUUGAUUGUAGUGAAGCUGUCCCUUGCCAAGACAUUUCUAUGGAGAACAUUCAUUUGGACUUGAACUCAGGAGGCACUCCAAGCUCAUAUUGUUCUAAUGUGAAAGGAUCCACAGAGGGAGACAUAGUUCCUUCUGCCUGUUUCUAAAACUAUAUCUGUUCUUAAGUCCUCUCAAUACCAUAACAUGUUCACUUACUGUUCACUUACUGUAGAUGUAGAUUAAAUAACACUGCUGAAAAGUAUGUACACCAUUUUGUAGCUAUGAAAUGAAAAUGGUAUAAAUUAUAUAGUUAUAUUUGUGUUCAAA
Messenger RNA from Cryptomeria japonica (Japanese cedar), 2161 nucleotides. Its product is annotated as probable polygalacturonase At1g80170. Gene Ontology annotation, biological process: anther dehiscence; pectin catabolic process; fruit dehiscence. The transcript is spliced from 9 exons. The coding region runs from base 517 to 2001 and encodes 494 amino acids. The record is from RefSeq and is a predicted model, not a curated record. Gene Ontology annotation, molecular function: polygalacturonase activity. Lineage: Eukaryota; Viridiplantae; Streptophyta; Pinopsida; Cupressales; Cupressaceae.